CAAGAAGAAGGCACAAAAGCUUCUUUCUUUCACGGUUGCAGUGAUUAUUUUUUAUGUGAGUGAAAGUCUUUGCUUAUGUAAAUUAAAAAAAAUGGCAGCCACAGAGAGGACGUAUUUAACGAGACCAACUGAUCCUCCUCGUUAUGUCGAGUUUGCAGGGAUUUUAAGGACAAGGCGAAAUAAAAUUAGACAAUUUCAAUGCUGCAUUUGCGCUUGCUUUUUAACACUUUUCGUGGUGACAUUGGUGGGACUCGUCAGCUACUCAAUAAGCCAAAAUCCUAUGAACAAUUUGACAACCACAACAAAUUUAACAUCAGCACCUAAUCUUUUAAAAUCUUCAGGACUUGAAUUGGAUUCAGUCUCUUCAGAUGUAAAUCCAGCUUUCCUUACAGAUGAGGAAACAAUCGUAGGAAUUGAAGCAGGAAAUGAAGCAAUUAAAAGCCGACGCAUCUCUGACACUUUCGCAAAACCACUACCAUCACCAUCACCAGAUUUUCGUCAUCAGUUUGCCGUCAGUACAAGUUCGCAUGCUGAUGAAUUGGCGUUAGCUGGAAUCGGCGAAAUAGCAGCCACAAGAAAAAUAGAAAAUUCAAGGUCACAACUUGGGAAACCGUCUUCUAUGGGAAGCUACUUUAAUGGUGGUUGGGCACGUGAAGGUUCUUGUAAAGAAUUUACGAAAAUAAACUGUAAACCCAGCAAGUAUAGAACUUACGAUGGUACUUGUAAUAAUCCUAAUCAGUGGGGAUCAGCGAUGUCUCCUUACAGAAGAAUCUUAAAACCUGCUUACGCUGAUGGAAUUAAUUCACCAAGGAAAAGUGUUUCGGGAGAACCACUUCCAUCUUCUAGAGAAGUUAGUCUGAAAGUACAUCCACCAUCUCCAAGUGCAAAUCCAUCCUUCACGGUGAUGUUGGCUGUUUUCGGACAAUUUUUGGAUCAUGAUAUGACGGCAACAGCAGUUAGCCAAGGAGUUAAUGGAAGUUCAUUGUCUUGCUGUUCACCAUUUAGUAAUCACCCGGAGUGUUUUCCGGUUGAGGUUGGACAUGGAGACCCAGUUUAUGAUGUUGGAGGUAUUUCUUGUAUGGAGUUCGUACGAUCAGCACCUGCACCUCAAUGCAAAAUAGGUCCUCGUCAGCAACUCAAUCAGGUCACUGCUUUCAUCGACGGAUCAACAAUUUAUGGUUCGGAUUCCCAAACUGCCAAAAGCUUACGAGAGUUUCAACGUGGUCGAUUAAGAAUGCAAGUCACUUCAGACAACAGGACACUUUUACCUCGAAGUACAAACAUUAACGAUGGUUGCAACAGAGAAUUAGAACUAAAAAGAGGUCGUUACUGUUUCACAGCAGGCGAUGGAAGAGCUAACGAGAAUCUUCAUCUUACAACAAUGCACGUAUUGUGGGCCAGGCAGCACAACAAACUAGCCAAUAGGCUUGCAGAAAUCAAUCCUUCAUGGGAUGACGAAAAGCUUUAUCAAGAAUCUCGCCGCAUUAUUGGUGCUCAACUUCAACACAUUGCAUACACUGAAUUCGUUCCUAUUGUCCUUGGUGAAACAGAAACAAACGCGAGGAAACUAAGACCUCUUAAAUCCGGAUUCCGAAAGGCAAAUAUGACUGUCAAUCCAGAACUAGCGAAUAAUUUUGCUGCAUCAGCUUUUCGGUUUGCUCACACUCUACUUCCUGGAUUAAUGAAAGUCACAAAUGCCGAAAAAGGUACAACCAGUUAUGUAGAAUUACACAGAAUGUUGUUCAAUCCCUAUAGUCUCUAUAGUCAAGGAGGAGUUUCUAAUUCUGUGACCAUGGCGACAUCGAAUUUCAUUCAGCAGACAUCAACUCAUGUUACUUCUCAGCUGACUAGACAUCUCUUUGAAGACCCUUCGUCUAAUAAAACAGUUCCUUGUGGAUUAGAUCUUGUUUCGUUAAAUGUUCAGAGAGGACGGGAUCAUGGAUUGCCAGGGUAUUCAAAGUGGAGAGAGUAUUGUGGAUUAAAGAAGUCAGAAACCUUUUCAGACUUGAACGGGGACCUUGAUCCGGAUGCUUUGGAUGCAAUUUCAAAGUUGUACUCUAGUGUUGAUGAUAUCGAUCUCUAUACGGGGGCUUUGGCUGAAGUUCACAAAUCUGAUGGAAUAGUGGGACCUACAUUUACUUGCUUGAUUGGAGAACAAUUUGAAAGAACACAGCAAGGGGAUACCUUCUGGUACGAGAAUUCAAAUCAGCCAGGUUCUUUUACUGAAGAUCAACUAAAGGAGUUGCGGAAGACAUCCUUGGCGAAGCUUAUAUGUGAUUGUUCAGACGACAUAACUAAAAUCCAGUCUGAAGUCAUGAGAUCAGAAAAGCUUAACAAUCCAAUGAUUUCAUGUGAAGAUCUCCCUGGACCUUCUUUAGAAGCUUGGAGGGAAGAUUUAAAACAGACUUAUGAAGAGCUAAGUAUAGAAAAACCAACCGAAGAUUGGUUAGCUUUCAAAAAAGAUAUUAAUAAUACAGUUCAGUAUAUCGUAGAUAUUAUAAAAGCAAAAAAACCUUCACCAAUGAGUCCAGAGUACAUCAUAUUCCAAAAAGAAAUUAAUGACUCCCUUACUGAUUUCAAAAAUGAACUUACUGCAUUACACACACAAAAAACUGAUUCAUUAAAUGAUAUUCAAUCAUUAAACGUUAUAAAAACCUACAUAAAUAAUUCAUUAGAAGAAGCUAAUAACCAAAUAUCACUCACUGCUAAGAAACCUUCAGUUAUUGGUGAUUGGGUAGCUUUUAAAACCAAUAUUAUCAAAUCUCUUAAUGAUAAUCUUGAAAAUUUUAGAGAAACUUCAUCGAACACUACAGAUUGGUUAGCCCUUAAAACUAAAAUAAAAGAUCAGGUUCAGGAUAUAAUAGACCAGGUUGCUCUUAUAAAGAAUCAAAUUAUUGAUAUGAAGAAAAAUCCAUUCUUGCAAGAAUCCAUUAAUGCCGAAGACACAGAUUGGAAAAAUUUUAGAGCUGAUAUUGUGAAGUUUGUUGAUGAGAUUCUUGAUAAAAUUAAAGAUAAUAUGCCAUCACCAGAAGAUCCUAGUUGGGCCACGUAUACCAGAAACAUCAAGAAUCAGUUUUCCAAUUUCAAAAAUCAAUUUAAAAGUCUAAAAUCGGAAAAUUCUAACGAAGAACUUUUGAUAAAAACAUCGCCAGAUGUUUUCGCAAAAGAUGAAAGUCCAGAGGGGCUGAAAUUCAAAAGUGAUCUUAAUGAAACUGUAGAUAUGAUGUUUCGGGAUAUUGAAGGCAAUGCACCACCAACUGGCGAUCCUGCAUGGACAGAUUACAAAAUGAAGAUUAUGGACAAGUUAUCAAAAUUUAGAUAUGAUAUACCUACGAAUUCUAGGGUUUUAAUACAAAUGACACAAGAUGGUACUGUAUUUGAUUGGAUGGCUUUCAAAGCAGACUUGAACCAAUCCUUAAGUGAAUUAUUUGUUGAAAAGAAAGCUGGUAAGCUUGCUCCGGGGGAUCCAAGAUGGGCACAAUUUAGGAAUAACUUUAACAAAUCAAUGUCUUCUUCGAAAUAUACAAUUGCUGUUUUGAAUUUAACUUUAGAAGUACCUUCAAGUGCUGAUUGGAAGAGUUUUAGAGAAGAUUUGAUGGAAUCUAUAAGGGAUGUGGUUCUGUAUAUUAAAGAAAAUGCACCACCUCCUGGAAGUCCAGAUUGGGUACAAUUUCGUAGAGUUGUUAGGAAUAGGUUUGCAGAAUUAAGAAAGCAGUUCGAUAUUCGAAAAUCGGAGCUUUUGCUAAAAGCUACAGCUGAUGGAACAGCAGAUGAAGCACAAAUUAAUGCUACAAGAAAUGACACAAAAAACUAUGAAAUGAAUUUUAACUGGGUUUCUUUUAAAGCUGAUUUGAACAAAACGCUUCUUGCUCUGACGACAGAAAACAAUUCUGGAAAGUUUUUUCCAAGUAAUCCUAAAUGGGUUGAGUUCAAAAAUGAAGUUAACAAAUCUGUUACAAUUUUUAAGAAUAAGGUUGCUGACCUCCCUCCGAAACCUACGGGACAGGAAUUGCUGCGGUUGAGAAAUGAUUGGGCUGAUUUUUCUUCUCAGAUCAAUAAAUCUCUUGCAGAUGCAAUCAGGAUAUUUGAUAAUAAAGCACCACCAGGAGAUCCGGACUGGAAAAGCUUGAGAGAUUCCCUAAAGAAUAACUUUGCAGAAGUAAGAGACGAAAUUGCAGAAAUUAGAGUAGAGUGGUUAUCAAAAUUAAAAGAAGAUGCCAUUGGUCAGUCCGAAAAUGAAUUAGAGAGUCUUCAAGCUACAACUAAGAAGUCAUUUUCUGAUUUGAAAACUCGAAUCGAAAAUUUGAAACUAGAUCCUAUACCUUUUGAUAUCACCGAUGUAAAUUGGAUAUUGUUUAAAGAGACUAUAAAUAAAACAGUGAUGGAUUAUAUUAAUUCGAUUAAUCGUAGUGAUUCAGAGGAGUGGGUAAAAUUUAGAGAUAUGGUAGAUAGGUCUGUUACUGAUUUAAAAUAUGAGGUUGAUGCUUUGAGAAACUUGAUUGAUGAGGCUCUUAAGAAAACUGAACAACAGAAAAAUUGUUCAAAUUCCAGUAAAGAAAGGUGGACAAAUAAAAUGGAAAUGAAUGAUACAAUGACGAAUUCUAGAAAAAAAGUAGCAGAUCUUAAGUCAGUUGAUGAUUUAAAAUGGAACGAAUAUCGAAACUCGGUUAAGAGAAAUUUUAAGGAAUUACAUGAUUCUAUAAAUAGUAAAAAACUGAAAUUAAAUUUACUACAAUCUUCAGGAACAAGAGUGUAUUUAACAUUUUUUGACAGAAUGAUUUUGGUAAGGUUUGUAUUAAUUGCAACUUUGGUAACAUUGUAAAUAUAUUGUCUUUAGUCUGUAUAGAGUGGUUCAAGAUUUAAAAUAAAAUUGUGGUCUGAUUUUUUAUAAGCUUUGUAAAGAGAAAGUAUAAUAUAUAAAUUUAAUUAUGUUACUAUUGUAGCUAUGGAAAGUAAGUGUUUUAUGUAGAAUGGAAGUGUAAAUGAAAUAUAGUAAAAGUAUUUUCAAAGGAUCUGGUCCUUAAGCAAAAAUUCGGGAUGAAGUCCAGUAAGAGUUUUGGAUAAGAAAACAUAAAGAAAUGAUAAACAUCUAAUGUUGGUGGAUCCAGAAAAAUACUUAAUUUCUAUUGAUAGUUCUUAUGGAUAGAAAAAUAUAUUUGCAAGGAUGUGAAUAAAGUCAUUUUAAAAUAAAUUUAUCUGAAAAAAAUUUCAUUUAUCUGAAAAAACUUGAUUUUUAUCCCGGAAUGACCUAACACUUUAUUUUUUGUUCAUUUAGUAUAUAAUAAAUAAGUGGAAUAUAGUUUAAAUAAUGUAACCUGUUAUCUUAAAGAACUAAGAAGCCAGACUUAACAGAAGAGCUGCGCCUCGUUUGAUCCAAAAAUCAGAUCCUUCUGAACCAGUUUUUAGAUCAACAGUUACAAUAUAUGCCGGUCUGCCUUGGUUCCCAUUUCUUUGGGGGUAAUAG
Molecule: messenger RNA, 5464 nt
Organism: Belonocnema kinseyi
Lineage: Eukaryota; Metazoa; Arthropoda; Insecta; Hymenoptera; Cynipidae
Exons: 4
Coding region: 92-4822 (1576 amino acids)
Biological process (GO): response to oxidative stress
Molecular function (GO): peroxidase activity; heme binding
Source: RefSeq, a predicted model, not a curated record